AUGCUCAACCUGAUAUCUCGGGUCCGCACCUUUCUUGGCGACCAGCCCGCCCCCCCACACCCCUGGCCCAAAGUCGCCAUCCUCAGCCUCCCCGACGCCGGCAAACGAGCUCUCCUCCAGCACCUGAGCGACACCCCCGUCAGCCCGAUCACCGCUGACGGAUGUCACGCGGGCUGGACGAGCAGCAGCCACGCCCUGGAACUCAGCUUCAUCGCCGCGGACGUGGGGCUAGAUGCCCGGUUACGCUGGCGAGCCGCCGUCGCCGCGCGGUACACGGACGCGAACGCCGUGAUCAUCGUGGUCAAUCCCGCCCACGCGAUUGCGCUGGAGGAGCUGCGAUAUCAGCUUGGCUGUCUUGUCAACGGGAUGGAAGAGUCCGGCGAGGUGCAGACGUAUUGUAUCGUGCGGAAGGGGAUUCCGUGGCUGGUGCUGGUGAACGUUGAGGGGAGUGCCGUGAUGUUUCGGUCCAUCUCGACGCUGACUGGAGAGGGUGUGGAGGGGUCAAUGCUCUGGUUAAAGGAGAAGAUCCGCGUCAACGCUGAGCGCAGACUACAAGCGGAGAAUUAGGGCUCUGUGGUCAGGUGAUGAUGCUGGGCGUUGGCUCUGGUUUGGUUUGCGGUUCGUGUUCUGUUCUUAUGCCAGGUCGGUGGAUUAUCUGCAACUCGAUGGAACUAUAUACCUUUCAUGACUGCUAUUGGCAUGACUCUGUUGUAUCUUUCUAUUCUUCUCUUCUUCAGCAUACGCAUGAUUAAUUUGUCUCUUUCUUUUUAUCUUGGGCUUCCGGUCCGUCCGAACGUCUGAACGACUCGAACUUGAGGCGCCGCUCGAUAUACUGAUAGCCACCUCUUGUUGCUCCAUUCAUUGAUUUUACCCUUUCAUCUGUACGGCCCUGUUUAAUCUCAUUUCCUAGACUGGCUCAACAAUCUGUCUCCUGUCUUGACACGGCCUAUGGUUAUGUU
Messenger RNA from Aspergillus uvarum CBS 121591, 959 nucleotides. RefSeq lists its product as uncharacterized. The transcript has 2 exons. Lineage: Eukaryota; Fungi; Ascomycota; Eurotiomycetes; Eurotiales; Aspergillaceae. The coding region runs from base 1 to 567 and encodes 188 amino acids. The record is from RefSeq and is a predicted model, not a curated record.